This is a messenger RNA of Cavenderia fasciculata, 2349 nucleotides long. It is a transcript of the gene fdfT, whose product is annotated as farnesyl-diphosphate farnesyltransferase. Gene Ontology annotation, biological process: farnesyl diphosphate metabolic process; lipid biosynthetic process; protein peptidyl-prolyl isomerization. The transcript is spliced from 9 exons. Gene Ontology annotation, molecular function: protein binding; squalene synthase [NAD(P)H] activity; peptidyl-prolyl cis-trans isomerase activity. The record is from RefSeq and is a predicted model, not a curated record. NCBI's taxonomy places the organism in Eukaryota, Evosea, Eumycetozoa, Acytosteliales, Cavenderiaceae. Bases 1 to 2349 code for a protein of 782 amino acids. Gene Ontology annotation, cellular component: endoplasmic reticulum membrane.
AUGGUUUGCAGAGUAUACUUUGAUAUAAAGAUUGGUAAUGAAAAUGCUGGUAGAAUUGUAAUGGAAUUAUAUACUGAUAAGGUACCAAGAACAGCAGAGAACUUUAGAGCAUUGUGUACAGGUGAAAAAGGUAACACUAAAUCGGGUGUACCAUUACAUUACAAGGGAUCAAUCUUUCAUCGUGUCAUCCCACAAUUCAUGAUACAAGGUGGUGACUUUACCAAUUUUAACGGUACUGGAGGUGAAUCAAUCUAUGGUGAAAAGUUUGAAGAUGAGAACUUUAAGGACAAGCACACCUCUCCAGGUCUAUUGUCAAUGGCCAAUGCUGGUCCAGGUACCAAUGGAAGUCAAUUCUUUAUUACAACUGUCCCAACUCCACAUCUCGACGGAAAACAUGUAGUAUUUGGUAAAGUUAUUAAAGGAAUGAAUGUAGUUAGAAAGAUUGAAAAUAUAGAGACACAACAAGACAAACCAUUGGUUGAUGUUGUCAUUGCUGAUUGUGGAGAGUUGAAAGAAGGAGAGGAUGAUGGUGUACCAUCCAAGGUAUCAACCGACGGUGAUAACUGGGAAGACUAUACUGCCGAUGAAAACUCGGUCAAUGGAGACGAGGAAUAUGUAAAGGUUGCCACCGCCAUCAAAGAGGUUGGCAAUCAAUACUUUAAAAUCAAUCAAAACCAACAAGCCAUUGAAAAGUAUCAAAAGGCUCUUAGAUACUUGGAUGCUGUUGGUAGUGCCGAUGGUCUCAAGGCACAACAAGCAUCAUGCUACCUAAACAUGGCAUUGUGCUACAACAAGUUGAAUCGUCCCAACGAGUCGAUCGACGUCUGCAACAAGGCCCUUGCUAUCCUCCCCAAUGAUGCACGUGCCAUCUUUAGAAGAGCCAAGGCUCACGUCAUCUCCAAGGACUACCAAGAGGCCAUUGCCGACCUCCAAGCUCUCCUAUUGAUCGAUUCCAACAACAGGGAUGCUCAAGUUGAAUUGGAUCGCGUCAAAAAGUUACAAGCUCAACUCGAUAAAAAACAAGCUUCAAUCUAUUCUAAAAUGAAAGCGUGCCGUUUUUCGGCCUCUAUGUCGAUUGGGGCAACACCCCAAAACUGCAUGCAAUACGUUAAAUCAUUAUCUAGACCAGAAGAAUUCAUUUCACUCUUAAAGAUUGGUUACACUGAAUCAUUCAAACCAAAGGCUCAACUUAAAGAGAACUUGGACAACAAGGAAUGGUGUUACGAAUUAUUAAACAAGACAUCUAGAUCUUUUGCUUUUGUCAUUAGUGAAUUGGAACCACAAUUACGUGAUGCUAUUUGCAUUUUCUAUUUAGUUCUUAGAGGUUUAGAUACUGUUGAAGAUGAUACUACAGUGCCAUUAGAUGUCAAGUUACCAGUUAUGCACAAGUUUGCUGAAGGACUUUAUCAACCAGGUUUCAAAGCAAGUGGAUAUGGUACAAAUAAUGAUGAAAGACAUUUAGUUGAAAACUUUGACAAGGUAGUAGAUGUUUUCUUGAGUUUGAAUGAAGGAUUCUGUCCAAUCAUUCAGGAUAUUACCAAGCGUAUGGCCUAUGGUAUGUCUGAAUUCCUUCAAAAGGAGGUUGUCACCAUGCCAGAGUGGGAUCUCUACUGUCACUAUGUCGCAGGUCUCGUUGGUAUCGGUCUCUCCAAGAUCUUCCAUGCAUCUGGUCUCGAAGGCGAAUGGUUUGCCACUGCCGACAAGGAAUCAAAUGAAAUGGGUCUCCUCCUUCAAAAGACUAAUAUCAUUCGUGACUAUCUUGAAGAUAUCAAUGAAAAUAGAAUCUUUUGGCCACGUGAAAUUUGGAGUAAAUACACUGUCAAAUUGGAUAACUUUAAGAAUCCACAAUAUGCUUCAUCUGCAUUACAUUGUUUAAAUGAUUUAAUUACCAAUGCAUUGUCACAUACUAUUGUUUGUUUAGAUUAUAUGGGACGUUUAAAGAAUCCAAAGGUUAUUGGAUUCUGUGCUAUUCCACAAGUUAUGGCUAUUGCAACUCUCAAUGCUUGUUAUAAUAAUCAUGGUGUAUUCACUGGUGUUGUAAAGAUUAGAAAGGGUGAAAGAGCUUUGAUUGUUGAUGCCAUUCAAAGUAAGGGAAUUCAAGGAACCUUUGAAUUGUUUUUCAAGUAUGCUCAUGAAAUGUCGACCAAGGUACCAGCCUCUGAUCCAAAUGCCAAAAAGACUUUGGAAUACCUCAACGAAAUCCAAUCGAUUUGUGUACAAAAGCUCGGUUACAAACCAUCUGGUUUCAAUGAUUUCGGUGGUUAUGAUAUCAUGGCUUCUUUGAGUAUUGCCGCCUCCUCUGCUUUCCUCAUUGCUCGUCAUGGUCCAAACUUUUUCUCUAAACUUUAA